Australozyma saopauloensis is the source of this 2361-nucleotide messenger RNA. RefSeq lists its product as uncharacterized. NCBI's taxonomy places the organism in Eukaryota, Fungi, Ascomycota, Pichiomycetes, Serinales, Metschnikowiaceae. Bases 1 to 2361 code for a protein of 786 amino acids. Gene Ontology annotation, biological process: phospholipid biosynthetic process; triglyceride biosynthetic process; fatty acid metabolic process. The transcript has a single exon. The record is from RefSeq and is a predicted model, not a curated record. Gene Ontology annotation, cellular component: mitochondrial membrane. Gene Ontology annotation, molecular function: glycerol-3-phosphate O-acyltransferase activity.
AUGGCCACCGCAGCGCUCACCAACUCGGACUUUGACAUCAAUAUCCUCGAAAAUGCUUUAACAAACCCCAACAUCGAACUCACCUUCCCCUUGCCCACCGACAAGGAAACCUACAUCCCAUUGGAGACCAAUGAACAGACGUCCAACAGUUUCCAGCUUUUGGAGCACUUCAUCAACUUCUUUUCCAGCACCAAUGUCUUUGAAAUCUACAACAAUGCCGAGUACAGGUACUCGGUCAAGAAAACAUCAGCCAAGUUCAACCAGGCAGGAAAUGAAUACAUGAAGAAUCGCCUAGAGAAUACCGACGAGUACUUGGAUGAAAUUGUGUACAAGUUGGUGGACCUGGAGUUGAAAAUGAACCUCAUCAAGGCUAAAGACUUCCCUACUAGACACAAGGAGGUCAAGGACUUCAUGGUCAAAUACUACAUGGAGGAGAACAAAAAGAAUCUUCCUGUUUUUGGCGACCAAAAGUUUGUGCGAUUGUGCUACAUUACCGUUAUCAAAACCAUCUCCAAGAUGUUUCCCCUGGGAGUAUGGGUCAACCGUGUUCAAUUCAGUAACCUUUACCAGAAGUAUUUGGAGGAUCCAAUGUCUAUUGUGCUUCUCCCCAACCAUCAGUCGCAUAUUGAUUAUGUGAUUUUGCACUUAAUUAUGAUCCGCUUCCAGAUGUCUAUCCCCAUUGUCAUUGCAGGUGACAACCUCAACGUCGCUGUCUUUGGAUCCAUUUUGAAGGGUCUUGGUGCAAUCUUCAUCAAACGUUCUUUUAACAAUGAGCUCUAUACCGAAAGAAAUCUUAACAACUACAUCGAGUUUGUCUUUGCAAACAAAAUCCAUUUCGAAGUGUUUAUUGAGGGAACAAGAUCGCGAGACGGAAAGCUUUUACUACCAAAGUAUGGUAUCUUGAAGAGCUUGGCAUCUAUUUACUUGAAACAGAGAAACCAGGAAAAGAAAUCCGACUUUGACUUGUUGAUCCAACCCAUCUCCAUCACAUAUGAGAGGGUCUACGAGGCAGAUGGAUACCUCAAUGAAUUAAAUGGAAUGGACAAGACUCAAGAAAGUUUCGUCAAUAUCCUUACAAACGGUCUUUCGAACAUGUUUUCUUCUGCCGAUAAAAGUGGCCUCAAGAAGCUGAAAGACGGAUACGUGGACAACGCCGAAAAAUCAUUGAACGGCAAGAUCUACGUCAAGUUGGCUGAAAACUUCAAGUUCUCUUCUUAUGUCAAUGAUCCCGACAAUUCUCUCGACAUUAGCGAUGACAAGGAGCAAAUUGCCUCGGAGCAGAACUUGAAUUUGAAGAAGCUCGGUUUCAAAAUCCUCCAUUCCGUCAACGAGGCUUCUUACCUUCCAGAAAGUGCAUUGGUAGGAAUGACAAUUCAAACGUUCAACUAUCACUACAGAAAGAAGGAAUUUGCAACCGCAGAGCUUCUCCCCAUGUUCAAUUUUCUAUUGAAGGUGUUGCUGCAGGGCGAUCUAACGAAAUCUAACGCAAAGAUCAUCAGCGACAUUCAGUCCUUGAAUGAUGCGGAAAAAAUCGAUUUGAUCCAGAUGCAAAUUGUCAAGUUCCUCAAAUACACGAAGGUGAACCUCGAAAAGCAGCGCAUCAAGAUCAUCAAUUCGUUCGAGCUCCUCUACUACAAGAAUCUUUGCAUACACCUCAUCAUUCAUCGGUGUCUCGUUUCGUUUAUUUUGAUGCGCACGCUGAACUUGUACAAGAUCAACCGGCUCUACUACAUCUUCACCGGAUUUUUGAAGAAUGAGUUCCUUUUCGAUUACGACUACAAUCCAGAACAUAGCAUUUCGAACAUUUUGAGAAAGUACCAGGAGCUUGGAGUGAUUGACGACUCGUACCUGAUUGUGGAUGAGGAGUACCACAGUAUCUUGGCUACUAUCAUAGAACCCUUCAUUCAGUCAUACUUGGUAUGCGUGGAUCAUAUCAAUGAUGAUGCUCGUCAAUCUCGCGCCGAGGGCAGAAAGGAACUCACGGAACAACAACUCAUUGAUGACUCUGUUCUUCUGAAGGAGUAUCCUACUACGAAGUCGCUCUUAAAGACCAUCCAAAAGGACAACUCCAAGAAUUUCAAGAACGAGUCUAGCAGUUACCGCAUUGAGACGUACAACAAGCAAUAUUUGCUUUCAUUUUUAUUUUACCUUAACAAUCUCAAGCUCAUCAAGAUCUUCAAGAACAAGGCCAAGACAAAGGCGUAUGUGAUUAUCCGGAAGCCCAAGGAUCUUCAAUUCACGCUGAAGUUUUUCUCUGAGUUACUUGAUAGGAAGGAGAUUAGCGAUUUUGAUGUUGCGUACAUGAUCGAUAUUGUUGACAAGAACUUUGAAAGAAGUCAACAGAUCACAAGCAAGCUUUAG